Messenger RNA from Verticillium nonalfalfae, 1332 nucleotides. RefSeq lists its product as uncharacterized. The coding region runs from base 1 to 1332 and encodes 443 amino acids. The record is from RefSeq and is a predicted model, not a curated record. The transcript has 5 exons. NCBI's taxonomy places the organism in Eukaryota, Fungi, Ascomycota, Sordariomycetes, Glomerellales, Plectosphaerellaceae.
AUGGCCGGGGUGGAUCUGACCGAAGAUCAUGGAGGAGCCCUCGUAGCUACUGCCAUCUCCUUCCUCGUCCUCAGCUGGGUCUCGGUCAUACUGCGCACCUAUGUGCGCGCCAUCUUGACCAAGGCCUACCAGGCCGACGACUGGCUCAUGCUCGUUGCCCAGCUCAUCUUCACCGCCUCCUGCGUCUUCAUCCUCGCCGGCGUCGACAAUGGCCUUGGCAUGCACAACAAAGCGCUGGAACAGUCCCGGGAGAUCAGGGCCCUGAUGUAUCAAGCCCUCGCUACCGCCACGUAUGUCUUGAACAUGAUGUUCAUCAAGUUCAGCGUUGGCAUCUUUCUCUUACGCCUGACCACCUCAAAGGGAUACAUCUGGACGAUAUACAUCAGCCUGGCCAUCGUCAUGAUUUGGACCCUCGUCAUAUUCUUCUGGAACAUUUUCCAAUGCCACCCCGUCCAGGCUCAGUGGGACUACACCAUUCAAGACGCGACCUGUGUGACGCCCGACCACAUCGUUUCUGCUGCCUACUCCAUCUCCGUCAUGACCAUUUUGAGUGACUGGCUAUAUGCCCUCAUGCCCAUACCCAUGAUUUGGAAGGUAAAAAUGACCGUGCCUGCCAAGAUAUCUGUGAUUUUGCUUUUGAGUUUGGGUAUCUUUGCCAGCGUUGCGACGUUGAUUAGGCUCAAGUUUCUGGCUGACUUGAACGAUCUCGACGAUAUACUCUUCGCUGGUACCGAUGCCAUGGUCUGGACUCUCGUUGAACCAGGCGUCGCCAUCGUUGCCGCCAGUCUCGUCACGAUCCGGCCACUUCUUCGACUCUUCCGCUUGCACGGCUUCGAAUCCACCGGACGUACACCUGGCCCCAGUGGCACAGCGCGGUCCGGCACGCAGCGAUCCGUUGGGAAGAUGCCGGCGUACGGUCACGGCGAAUUGACCGCCAUCGACAUAGAAUUGGCCGAAGCGAAAUCCUCUGGGUCGUACGCAACAUUGAGCAUCAAAUCCAAUCCUCCACCGUUACAUAUGUCACCCCUGAAUAUGUCGCCAUUUGAUCCAGCGGCGCCAGGCGUGUUGCUGCGGCCGCCGCCAUUUGAGCACCGAAGAAGUAAAUCAAAGAGUCUCGACGUGCACGAAAGCUUGCAAGACGACGGCUCUCAGCCUGCGAGAAGGAGCUACAUCAACAGCGAAAUGUAUGUUAUCGAGGGCCCUGGCGCUGGGGGCGUCGACAAGUGGACGGGCGAUAGACUGCGCUCACCGAGCGUAUCCUCGGACGACCUGCAUGGGGUGGACGCACAGAGUCAGCAUAGUGGCCGCGUGGGAUUGAGCGGCAGGCGAUAA